Molecule: messenger RNA, 1945 nt
Organism: Cavia porcellus (domestic guinea pig)
Lineage: Eukaryota; Metazoa; Chordata; Mammalia; Rodentia; Caviidae
Product: probable E3 ubiquitin-protein ligase HERC1
Exons: 14
Coding region: 104-1945 (613 amino acids)
Source: RefSeq, a predicted model, not a curated record
GUCAUCUGCUGAUUGGAUUCAGUGGAGAGAACCAACCAGAACAUCUGAUGGCCCGAGCUCACUCUAUGAGGCAGCUUUAUGUCUCUUUGAAGAGGUUUGUAGAAUGGCUUCUGAUUACUCAAGAACAUGUGCUAGCCCAGAUAGCAUUCAGACUGGAGAUGCUCCCAUUGUCUCUGAAACCUGUGAGGUUUAUGUUUGGGGAAGUAACAGCAGUCAUCAGUUGGUAGAAGGCACACAGGAAAAAAUACUGCAACCCAAACUAGCUCCCAGUUUCUCUGAUGCCCAGAUGAUUGAAGCUGGACAGUAUUGCACUUUCGUUAUUUCUGCGGAUGGUUCGGUCAGAGCUUGCAGUAAAGGCAGCUAUAGGAGACUGGGCCUUGGAGAUUCCAAUAAUCAGUCUACUUUAAAAAAGUUAACCUUUGAGCCUCACAGGUCCAUUAAAAAGGUUUCAUCUUCUAAAGGCUCUGAUGGUCACACUUUAGCUUUUACGACAGAAGGAGAAGUCUUCAGCUGGGGAGAUGGUGACUAUGGGAAACUAGGACAUGGAAAUAGUUCAACCCAGAAAUACCCCAAGCUUAUUCAGGGGCCUCUUCAGGGAAAGGUAGUUGUUCGUGUGUCAGCUGGAUACCGGCACAGUGCUGCUGUUGCAGAGGAUGGUGAAUUAUAUACAUGGGGUGAAGGGGACUUUGGAAGAUUAGGUCAUGGUGAUAGCAAUAGCCGAAACAUUCCAACGUUAGUAAAAGACAUUAGCAAUGUUGGAGAGGUUUCUUGUGGCAGUUCACAUACUAUUGCUCUGUCUAAAGAUGGAAGAACUGUGUGGUCUUUUGGAGGAGGAGACAAUGGUAAGCUUGGCCAUGGUGACACCAACAGAGUGUAUAAACCUAAAGUUAUUGAAGCUUUACAAGGAAUGUUCAUUCGCAAAGUUUGUGCUGGGAGCCAGUCUUCACUUGCUUUGACAUCCACAGGGCAGGUCUAUGCUUGGGGAUGUGGGGUUUGUUUAGGUUGUGGUUCUUCAGAGGCCACUGCUUUGAGACCCAAGCUAAUUGAAGAACUGGCUGCCACUCGAAUAGUUGAUAUUUCUAUUGGAGACAGUCAUUGUUUGGCUCUUUCUCAUGAUAAUGAAGUUUAUGCCUGGGGCAAUAACUCAGUGGGACACUGUGGCCAAGGAAAUUCCACAGGUCCUAUCACUAAACCAAAGAAAGUGAGUGGCUUAGACGGCAUAGCUAUUCAGCAGAUUUCAGCUGGAACAUCACGUAGUCUGGCAUGGACUGCUCUCCCUCGGGACAGACAAGUUGUUGCAUGGCACCGACCUUACUGUGUAGAUCUUGAAGAGAGUACCUUCUCGCACCUGCGUUCCUUUCUUGAGAGAUACUGUGAUAAAAUAAACAGUGAGAUUCCCCCCCCCGCCUUUCCCUUCAUCAAGAGAAUGGAUGGAGUUACUUCAUUCUCUUUUACCCCAAGGCCUGAUAGAUGGGAAAGCUUAUCUAAAGGACAGAGAAUGCAACUGGACAUCAUUCUGACAAGUUUGCAGGAUCAUACACAUGUCGCCUCCCUACUUGGCUAUAGCUCGCCCUCUGAUGCCACUGACCUCUCUGCUGUGUGCACUGGCUAUGGAAACCUGUCAGAUCAGCCCUAUGGCACUCAGAGCUGCCAUCCCGACACCCAUCUGGCUGAGAUUUUGAUGAAAACUCUCUUAAGAAAUUUAGGAUUUUAUACAGAUCAAGCAUUUGGAGAGCUAGAAAAGAAUAGUGAUAAAUUUCUACUUGGAACAUCAUCAUCAGAGAACAGUCAGCCUGCUCAUCUUCAUGAACUGCUGUGUUCAUUACAGAAACGGCUACUGGCGUUUUGCCAUAUUAAUAACAUUAGCGAACUCCUGCCAGCUGCUGCUCUUCUAGAAGACCAAGAGUUACAGGCCUCUUCAUGGUUCAAAAUGAUUGCAAAGUGA